GUUCUGUGUGAGCUAACUGGGGGAUGGUGGAGUCACGGAGAACGGACUGCAGCGUCAGUUGGAGGGACGGGAGAGAGUGGAGGACCGGCCAGGCUGUCUCCUUCUCGUCCAGACACGGAUCAGAUAGCCUGUUCCCUGUUCGGUGCAUCUGACACAGUCUUCGCCCUCUCUUCUGGCCACGGAAAAUGUGGAGUUGCAGUAAUAAGGACCACAGGACCCCAAUCUAGAGAGGUGUUAAACCAAUACUUUUGCCAUUCGGUGAGGGUAAUGUAUGGAGACUCUCUCCUAUUACAGUGUGUGCUGAGGUUGACAGGGAGACGAGAGCUACCUCAGCCCAGGAAGGCAGUUCUGAGGAAGCUCUCUGACCCGGUGACUGGGGAUACCAUCGACCACUCACUAGUACUCUGGUUCCCAGGUAGGGAGGGAGGGAGGGAGGGACAGAAAGAGAGAAGGAGAAUGAGGAGGAAAAGAGAGAGAGAGUUUGUGUCAGCUCCCCACAGCUUUACUGGUGAAGACUGUGCAGAGUUCCACGUCCAUGGAGGACCGUCUGUGGUGCUGGCACUGCUGACAGCUCUCGGGAGACAACCAAACUGCUCUCACGCACAGGCUGGAGACUUCACCAAGAGAGCGUUCUUCAACGGGAAGCUGGAGCUGACGGAAGUGGAAGGUUUGGCUGAUUUGAUUCACGCCGAGACCGAGGCUCAGAGAAAACAGGCCGUCCGACAGAUGGAGGGAGACCUGGGGACGCUCUAUUCUAACUGGACCCAGCAGCUCAAGAAGGUGGUGGCUCACGUGGAGGCAGUGAUAGACUUUGGAGAAGAUGAGAAUAUCGAAGAUACCGUCAUGGAUGAAGUGAAGAGUGGAGCGAGGGAGAUACUGGAGGAGAUAGAGGUCCCACCUGAACGACGGGAGGAGGGGAGAGAGACUGCGUAGUGGAGUACACGUCUCCAUCCUCGGAGCACCCAAUGCAGGGAAGAGCAGUCUUCUCAACAAACUCUGUCAGAGGCCAGCUGCGAUUGUGUCUCCUCACGCCGGAACGACGCGGGACGUGGUGGAGUCAGCCCUCGACAUCGCCGGCUACCCCGUGGUCCUUAGUGACACCGCCGGCUCUGAGACAGGCCUACGACCCCGUGGAACAGGAGGGAGUCCGCAGAGCUCUCAACAGGUGUGCUGCCAGACACUCUCUGUCAUCUCUGAGUGGAGUCAGCUGACCUGUGUGUGUUGGUAGGAGACCUUUCAGUGGUGGGUGGUGAGCUGCUGGAGGAGGAUGUUUCACCUCCCUUCACUCUGCCCCAGCUGGCCAGACAUCUGCUUCACUCUUACUCUGACCAUCACCCAGGUUCUACAGAGCCCACUAGUGAAGGUGUUGGUACCAGUGAGUGGCUGGAGAGAGUUGUGGCCAGCCUUCCCUCUCUGAGUACUCUGGUGGUCUUGAAUAAGACUGACCUUCUGGGAGGAGAGCAGAGGUCUCUGCUGGAGAGAAGGCUGUCGUCUGAAACCGACAAGAGGCUGGAGUUGUGUUGGGUGUCCUGUAGGACAGGUGACGGUGUGGACCAGUUCAUGGAGAGCUUCACCAGUCACCUGGAGAGACUGUGCGGGGACCCUAUGACGGGGAAUCCCAGUAUCACUCAGGCCAGACACAGGCAACACCUCACACAGUGUGCCCUCCUACUCCACAACUUCAUUGGUUGGAUAGAGAGUGGGGGUGAAAUGAUGCUGGACAAAUCGGCGGAAGAGCUUCGUACAGCCAUCAGAGAGAUUGGCAGAAUCACUGGCAGAAUUGGGGUUGAGGAUAUUUUGGACGUUGUGUUUAGCGACUUUUGCAUCGGUAAAUGAUGAGAAAAACUGAUCAAUAUUGCUGCAGACAUAAUCAAAAUCACAGCAAAAGUUGUUUUCUUUGGGUGGGGCUGGUGUGAUUUUUCGUGAGUGUUUGAAAAUAAGUGGUGUGGAUGUUUGGAAUUGGUGAAAAACAAUGGACAUAAGGACCUGUGUAUUAUACAGCUGUUGGUGAUGAAUAAUAUGGCUUCUUGGCAUCCAUGGAAUGCUCACAAAAAUGAACCUAUUAUCCCUGCCCUCCCUCUCCAGGGCGAUCUAAAGGUUAUAUCUGUGAUCGGUCUCUUCUCCGGUCUUUGAAUCACUCAGAUACAGGCUUUCGUGAUCGCUAUAGUUGUCUGUUGCGUAGAACCCAUUGUAUAUGCCCACCAUACUUCCCGACUGCUGCACGGCAUCGCUGUGAGGGUUACAGUAGACGAGAGAGGUGGCCGGCCAGUGGCAAGAUCUCGGUCGUCGCGUCUUCUCCCUGCUUUCUUCUCUGAGUCUGACCUGAAGUGACGGGUACCUUGCUCGCAGACACACGACAGACGCCGCAGUCUCUCGCUUGAGUUCGAGUCUCAGUUUGUCAAAACGCCCGCUGAUCUGUGUGUCUCUAAUGGCUCUCUGGAGCUCCAGCGGAGCCGUCAGCUCAUCUGCUCGCAAUAGCGGCGUAGAUUCGUCGUGGGAGAGAAACUCCCGCGCAAACGUCGCCUCUCGCUGGCAGAUCUCGGCCAGUUUCAGCUGGUACUGUUGGCGGAGCUCCGCCAUCUUACGACUGUACUCCAACGCCUGCUUUCGUCGUAGAAACCCGCUGUAGGGGACUUCUCCCACGGCCAGUAUGGAGCUCCACGCGUCCAGCAGUACCGCUUCUAGCUCCGCGUCGGUCGUCUCGGGCACAGCGGACAGGCUGGAAUCGCUUUCUUCUGCUCCUUCUACUUCCUUUGCCGGGUCCAAGGCGGCCGCGUUAGGAGAGGGUGGCUCUUCUCUCUCCGGGGUCGGGGAGAGGCUGGCGCGGAGCUGUCGGCUCCCGCUAGGUCUUCUGCGGAGACUCAGUCUAGUCCGGAAUAGCGAGCUCGUCCAUCCUGGAACGGAGAGACUUCGCCUGGCUCUAGUCCUGGUUCCUCUUCCACUGAUGCUGCUGUGAGGGGCUAUGGAGACGCUGGUAUCGAGUUGUUCGUGAGGUCCCUCGUAACGGCUGACGCUGGUGCACAAUUCCGGCGAGAAAGUAUCGUCGGUCGUUGUCGGGGAGGAGGCUGGUGGUGGUGCGUAGCUGGUUCCGUUCUCGACCAGGGGGAGUGAAGACGGCGUGGUCUUUUCGUCUCGGGACCUAGUCAGGGACCCGGAGAGUGACAGGGCAGCGGCAGAAUCGAUAGUCUUGCUGCUGGAGAGCCGGACGCCGCCUAUAGUGUUCCUCCGUUUGUGCCGCGACGACUCCAGGGGCUUGUAACUGUAGCUCCUCCACUUUGGGAAUGUCAUCUCUCUCUUUAGAUAGCUAGGCCGUUGUCUCUCCCUUUCGCUCGCA
Molecule: messenger RNA, 3334 nt
Organism: Geodia barretti
Lineage: Eukaryota; Metazoa; Porifera; Demospongiae; Tetractinellida; Geodiidae
Source: the annotation of a GenBank genome assembly